Protopterus annectens (West African lungfish) is the source of this 13077-nucleotide messenger RNA. RefSeq names its product major facilitator superfamily domain containing 11 (gene MFSD11). Bases 1433 to 2791 code for a protein of 452 amino acids. The transcript has 14 exons. NCBI's taxonomy places the organism in Eukaryota, Metazoa, Chordata, Ceratodontiformes, Protopteridae. The record is from RefSeq and is a predicted model, not a curated record.
GUUCGAGUACCCUACUGGUUUUCUGGUGUUUUUACACGUCAUGAUAUAAAAAAAUGAUGUAUAAUGUUCUUCAAACUAUGACACUCGUUUACAAUACAAAAUGCAUAAAAUAACUAAACUUGUUCUGUGUUUUAGGAAUUUGAAUAAUAGCGGAGAUGCUUCCCUCCCCGCGGCAAAAGAUACAGGGUUUGAUUAUCGCCUAGUGAGGACCCAGAAAACUAAACCACUGCUUUUCUAAUAGGCAUUAAAUCGCCUAUUAAAAAAUCCAAUUUGCUACGACUAUUAAAAAAGCGAAACGCUUACACGUAAUUUUUCCUACGUUAAUAGAGAAACGCGUUUUUAACAGAUUACAUGACUUUUGGACCGUUAUAGCCAAAGGAAAAUCUGUUAAAGGUUAAGCCAUUCACUCGACUCCCUCCCAUAAGAGGAACAUACAAUUGUGCGAUGGUGAGAAAGAGAACAGCAGACCGCGCGUAAUAAUAUCCGGUCCGGUGUUCUCCAAUAACUAUAACUACCACUAAAGAUAAUAAAAGUAAAAACGUCCGUGAUAUUAAUUUUAAACAAGUCUUAAAACUGAACAAGUUCCAUGCCUUUCAAAUGUGGGUCAUUGCGGAGCAUAAACUUGUUAAACACCACAUGAGAAGCAUUUCUCACAAAGCUUUUAACCAGUCGGGGACAAAUCCGGAAAUAAUCAGGGGUACUUUUUAAAUAUUAGUUCUGUUAACUUGAGUCAUUGAUAGAACAACUAGAAUGUGAAUUAAUACACAGUUUCCGAAGUAAAAAUAAGUCUAUAACUCUAAAUAUUGUCGUUAUGUAUUAAGUAUAAUUUGCUACGUAUUCUCCAAAAAGUCACAAUUUUUGGGAGGAAUUAGUUAAGACGUAGCUAUAAUGUGAGUCAAAAUCAGUGACAUCCCUGAAAAUCUGUGACAGUUGAGAGGGAGUCUUCAGAAUAAGGUCACUGGAGAGGUGUCAGUAACAAUAAUGGAUUUUCUAACCAUUACUUUUAACUUUGACUCUGCUUAUUAAACAAAUAAUUUAAGAGCUGUAGCCGAAGUGAACUCCUAGAUGCUACUUGCUGUAACGUUCUAAGAACUACGGAAAAACUGGUGCAGCCCAAUGCCCUCAAUUAUCACCCACAAUUACAAUGCAACUGUCUAGUCCACAGCACGGCAGACAUAUUGCCAAAGCUUUCGUGAUGCCUAUAAUAAGUGGGACUACAUUAGAUACUGGUGCUACUUGUUCUCGUAAUUGUUUGAGAAAGUGAAACAAGGUGUCUUUACUACAAAUCCCGACGUGCAGUAUUCUUCGGGUACAUGUGACAGUUUGUUAACUUAUGCAGACUCGAGUACAGUCAGCUGAUUGUUUUAAGAUCGAAAAUAUAACGGGAACGAAAUUACUGUAGUACAUACAGCUCUCAUAACAAGUGGAAACAAUGUCACCAGAGUGGAAAAAGCUACUAAACAUCAUUGUGCUUGGUUUUGGGUUCAUGUUCAUGUUCACUGCUUUCCAGACAUGUGGGAAUAUAGAGCAAACAGUGAUUCUGAGCCUUAACAGUACUGAAUUUCAUGGCAGUGGAUAUACCAGCUUGGCCAUAAUCUAUGGUGUGUUUUCUGCCUCAAACAUCUUUGCACCUUCAGUGGUAGCAGUAUUAGGAGCACGGCUUUCUUUGUUCAUCAGUGGGCUAUUCUACAGUGCCUACAUUGCCACUUUUAUUCAACCAUUUACCUGGUCUUUCUACACAGCAUCUGUCUUUAUUGGCAUGGCAGCUGCAGUGCUCUGGACUGCCCAGGGAAAUUGCCUGACAGUAAACUCAAAAGAAAAUACUAUUGGGAGAAACAGUGGCAUAUUCUGGGCUCUUUUGCAAUGCAGCUUGUUUUUUGGGAAUGUAUUCAUAUACAUUAUCUGGCAUGGAGAAGCACGCAUUACAGAUAGUGAUCGAAGAACAGUCUUCAUUUCGCUCACAGUUGUCAGUCUAGUGGGAACAUUUCUGUUUUUCCUCAUCAGGAAUGUAGAUUCCAUGGAAAACAAUUCUGACUGCUCUGAUUCGGACUCUAGAUCCCUUGAAAUUAACAUGAUCCCACAAAGUGCAGGAUCAAAAGCCCUGGAAGCAUUCAAAAAGUCAGCUAAAUUGUCUAUCAGUAAAGAAAUGCUUCUCCUUAGCAUCUCCAUGGCUUACACAGGUGUAGAGUUGACUUUCUUUAGUGGUGUAUAUGGGACCUGCAUUGGGGCAAUGAAGCAAUUUGGAAAUGAAGCAAAAGGUCUUAUAGGACUGUCAGGCAUUUUCAUUGGCAUUGGAGAAAUUUUAGGUGGAGGACUCUUUGGAUUGCUGGACAAAUGGAAUCGCUAUGGCAGGAACCCAGUGGUUUUGUUGGGACUCGCAGUCCACUUUAUCGCAUUCUAUUUAAUCUUCUUUAACAUACCAGGUGAUGCACCCAUUGCUUCAGCUGAUGGAACUGACAGGAUUUCUUUCAUGACUCCAAAUAAGGAAGUGGCCAUGUUGUGUAGCUUCUUGUUGGGACUUGGUGACAGCUGCUUCAACACCCAGUUAAUCAGUAUCUUGGGUUCUCUCUUCUCCGAAAGCAGUGCCCCAGCUUUUGCCAUCUUCAAGUUUGUCCAGUCCAUUUGUGCAGCAGUGGCUUUCUUCUAUAGCAACUAUCUACUUCUCGAGUGGCAGCUUCUGAUCUUGGUGAUUUUUGGAUUCUUUGGAACAAUCUCAUUUUUCUUUGUGGAAUGGAAUGCAGCCACUGUUUCCCACAGUUCAGAUUUCAGCAACUGUCAGCCGACAAAUUAACUUCAUUAGGCAAAACAAGAACUUUUAUAACCAGUGGUCUACAGGUUGGACCAAAGCAUUAACAUGCCUGACUUGAAGUUUGUAUGGAUACCAGUUUUUACUUAGAUUGUUGGCAAAAGUUUAUGAUUGAUUUCUAAAACCUACAAGAAUACUGCCAAAAUUGAAAAUAAAUGUUAUAUAUUUAACAUUAUUAAAGUGAGUGGUUACACACUGUGCUUUGUUAGCACUGAAGUCUGUUUGUGGACUAAGGCUGUUCUCUCUUCAUAGUAACUCCAAUGGGAGAACCCAGUGCUUAAUAGUGGAAUCAGCCUGAUUUUAAGUAUAAAAUGAAUUGGUAAUCUUUCUGCAGGGAAGCAUAUGAUAGUUAUGCAGUUCUUUUCCUACUGUUAAAUAAUCUGGACAUGCUUCAGUGGUGCCAGAAUGUAUUAGUUAUUUUCUGAUGUAAAACGUUUUCAGCUUUAUAGUUUUAGUUUUUAUUCAUUGGUCUUUGAUUCUAUUCUGUUUAUUCUUUUCAGUCAUUUCUGUCAGAGAUUUUUUAUAUUUCUUAUUACAUAAUUGUGAGUAUUUUCAGGUUUCUGACCUUUGACAUAGCAAUUCAGAGUGCCCUUGUGGCAAAUUCCUCUAAAACAAACAUCAAAGUUGUCUUCUCUGUAUAGGAGCCUUCCAUGACACUAAAUGGGGUAUUUUCUUUAGGGGGCAGUAUGACUCUGCCAGGAGUGGCAGUAGGAGCACCACUGCCAGAAGAGAGGGGAAAUUAUAGUGACUUGAAUUUUUUGGAGAAUAUGUCAUCCUUACUUCAUACAAUAAUGGAGAUGUAGGUUCUUUUGGGGAGUUUUACUCUUGCUUUCCCACCGUUGCAGUCUUGGAGCCUGAGUGCUGUCCUCUGGCCAUGGGGUUAGUCUUCCCUCCUUGGAAGCCUAAAUAUGUCUUCUCCUUGGCUAUGUCUUCAGCUAUCCAGAGAGCACUGCAGGUGCCUACUACCACUCCCCAUUUGUUGCCUUAAAAUCAGUUGUACACUUACCAACACCAUGGAGAUGAGGUGCCAUCAAACUGUUAUCUGUUUGCUCUCUGUGGAUGUUAGAACCCAGAUAAUUCAAGAAUGACUGUAGAUCUUUGAAUUCUCAUUUAGAAAUCAACUCCUCAGACAUCUGUCCCACUAAUACCAAUUCCACUGCCAAUGUCACUUACACAUCUGUCAGUGCCACUUGUGUCAGUCAUGCAAUUUUCUCAUUUACGGACUUAAGUCCUUCUAGCUUCUGUAUGGAUUGCAUUGGUCCCUAGGCAUAUGGCUUACUGGCAUUGGCUGUUUAAAGACACUUUUUUCAUAGUUGCCCUCAUCCUUUUCAUAGUUCCAGCAUGCCAUGCAAGGAAUUACUUCACUGCCCUUCUGUUUCUGUGGUACAGAUAUGCUACAGCCAUGGUCUGUACUUUUCAGAGAACUGUACCCUCCAUAUAUGUCUCUGUUCUAGCAAGCUGGUACCCCUGUUCUGCUACAUAUCUCCAACUACUCCCAUAUGAAAUUCUCACUGCUUACCAGAUAGUUUGCCCAUGUUCUCCUCCGGCAGCAUUCUGUGUAUCAAAUUCAGUUCCACAGAAAAAGACCAUAUCAUAUCAUUCUGUACCCACUUUCAUUAAGGGAUCGAAUAGAGGAGCCUGGCUGGAACAACUCGCAUCAACCUCCUCCUCCUCAGUACUAAUGAAAACAUCUCACUGUAUUUUUCAUAUGACCCACACAUGUAGAUUGACUAGAGACAUAUAAAAUUAGAACAGGCUUAAAAAUUCAUUAGGGAUGAAGCUCAAACUCCAGGUUAUAUUGAAUUUCCAUUGGAAUUUUAUAAAUGAGAUGUGACAGUUUCGCAAAGGAAUAUUUCCCCCUCGGUGUCAGUGGUACAUAUAGGAGUGAUUUCCAGCAAUAAGGGUGAUGCAACAAACAGGAAAAACUAUAGCUUCCUCUCCUUAUAUCUAGUGGAGGAACUAAAAUAUUUCCCAUAGUAUUAGCCAGAAGGUUGGACAAAUGCCUAACAAGUCUGUUAGUUCUGGGUUACAAAUGAUUUGUAUGAGAGUGUCAGAUAUUAAGUAAGUAGGGGGGGGGGGAUCUUUCUUCAUUUUUUCAAAAGCAGGAAAAUAACCAUGAGGUGGAAAUUGUACUCUCUGACAUUCAGUUACUUAUUAUUCUCUAGAAUAGAACUUUUGUGAUUAAUGCUUGAAAGAAGAGGUUUUGGAGUCACAUUUUUUUAACUGGAUUAAAAUUGUUGAUCCUAACCAUAGGUUCACUGCACAACUCAAUGGAGGGAGUUCUGUGUUGGGCCAAACUGAGAGGAAUGAGACAGAGAUGCCCCCCCCCCCCCACCUGUCUUUUGGUCUGUUUUUGUUAGUAAUGGAAGAGCUUCUAAGGUAAGACAGCUUGUCUUGGUUAGAAAAGAGUUAAAAAAAAAAGUAUGAGAAAAUAGUAUAGAUGUUUGCAGGCCAUUGCAUUGUAAUGGGAGAAGACAUUAAAGAAGUAAUUGGCCCUAUAGUAGCUCUGUUUAAAGAAUUGUGGUAGGGUUUCUAAUCUGAAAUGUCAUUAGAGUAAAAAUUAUCAAAGUUGGGCAAAAUCGUGAAAGGAAAGGCAAGAAAAAAUAUAAAGGUUUCAGAUUUCUCAAAUAUAUAUAGGACUUGCAGAAUACUAGAAGAAUAAAUGCAGUACAAGGUAUGGCUCUGAAAAGGACAGAGCCAAGAUGGUCGAUAUACAACAACAAAUGAGAGGAGCUGUGCAGUUAUGGUGGAUUAUUUAGAGAAAGUGACAUGGAUUUAAUCAAAAACUGGACUAGUUAACUCAAGACUAACGUCUGGAACUGAAGUACUUGGAAAACUAACAGAAGAAGAAAAUUCCAGUCAAAUACUUUUUCAUAUUCUCAGUAUUGGAAAAGACUACAAAAUUAGAUCUUUACUGCAGGGGGAAAUGUACUUAAAUAAUUUCAGCAGGUGUUAUCCUCACUGCAGGAACUUAUCUUCAAAAUUGAUCAUUUUCACUCAAAAUCAGAGAAAUUACAAGAAAAUAGUAUUCAACAGAUUAAGAUUAUGAAAUCCAUGAUAUAAAAUCAAAACUGUCAAUAGAAACAGCAUUGAAUGAUAUGGAUGAAAGAUGACAGAGGAAGAGUUACAGAGUUCCUUAUGAAACAAAGCAGCUAAUUACUCAAUAACCUGAUAGACCUGGAAAUAGAGGCGGCAUAACCUAAAAAUGUUUCAUAUUUCCUGAUAAGUCAGAGACAGAUGAUAUGGUUGUGUUCUUGUCUGUAUCAAUGCCACAGUUACUAAAUUUACAAGAAGGCUUCUCCUAUAGAAUUGAAAGGUCAGUAGAUAAACCCAUCCCCAUAAAACUGAAAGAAUUAGUUCUGAAAAUUUCAUGGAUAAAGUCUCCCUUAAGUAGAGGCCAGUGCUGUAUAAGAAUCAAUAAUAAUUAUGCAUCUAAAAACUUAGAAACGAGGAAAGAAUUUUGGCCAAUAAAAACUUUAAAACAAAAUAAUACUAAGGCGUAGCUAUCGAAUCUUACAAGGCUGCAAGUUUUUCAUUAUACUAUAGAUAGAAUAUUUCAAUACAGUAGAGAAAGCAAGAAACUUUAUUUCAUACCACAGCAUUACAACUUCCCAGAAGAAUGUGGUCUUUUCAACAAGAACAUUAAAAAACUUUCCUGAGAAAAACAAUGAAAAUGGAGCAACUGAUGAACAGAAAACUCAUCCAGGCCACAAUAAUACAGUAAAAGAAAAGAAAAAAUAUGUGACUCUAAUAUAAUGGGAUAUUGAAAUAAUGUAGCAUUAUUUUGUUUACUGUGUUUACUUUAUAAUAUAAUUAACCAUAUAUAUAUUUCAAAUGUUUUUAAUUGAACGUUUUAUCACAGCUAAAUUAAUAAGAAUACAUGUCCUCAUUCAUUAGGUAACAUUUGUAAAAUGUUUAAGUUUGUACUGUUAAUAUUAUUUUCUAACAUAUGUAGUCUUUGUAUAUUAUAGUGCAUGGGUUACUGAGAAUAGAAACAAUACAGAAUAGGAUGUUAAUACAUUAGUCACUCAGUUAUUACUUUUAUUAUUAUUUGUUUAAAAAUAAUUCCUAACUCUUUGAUAACUGGCUAUGUAAUACAUGUAGAAUAAUUGACAUCAGCAGUACAACAGGUAGCACACACACGUGUGGUUUAGAAGGCUGUCAGUUCUGUUCCCACACCUGGUAGAAUGAUAGUUGACACUGCAGUGCAACAUAAGGGGGUGUUCCACUCCUGAGUGUGUCAUCCUUUGGAUGAGAAAUUGAAACGAGACUCUAUCUGCUUAAGCUGGUGGUAGAUCAGCUGGAUGAGAAACAUCCCAUGGCACCUAUUGAAAGCAGUAGGGGAAGUAUCCCGAUGCCCUGGACAAAUUUCCCUUAGUAGUAAAAAUGGUACCUUGGGUUUCCCCUGAAAAGACACCACUAACCUAGUGGGACCAGCCCAGUCAACAAAGGAUUAAAUAACUAAAAUAAAAUACAAUAAAUAUAUUUUACUAACUGUUCUUGCCAAGGGCUCCAGUGGUAGGCUGGUUGUUUCCCUCUUUGUGCUGAGUGAAUAAUUCUGUGCAACAGAAAGAUGCACUUUAUAGCUGAUAUAAAGUUGGUAGGGUUGAUCCUUUGCUGCGGUUGUUGUUUGGAGUAGUUAAAAUGGAAACAUUUUAUUUAUUUAUUUUUUUCAAACAGAUGAUGAACCAUUGCAUGAAAAACAAAAUGCAAUCAAUAGUUAACAUUACACACAACAUGCUAACAAGACGUACUCAUGUAAUCUAACGGAUUCUGGUCUAGCUCUGAAAUAGAACAAUUAAAAAGAACAAAAAACAAUCUCAGUAGAAAUAUAAAAUAAACGAUAGUUUCAUUUUAAUAUUAAUAUGAAUUGUAGUGGCAAUACAGUAGGCUUUUGGGGAACUGAUGAUUCUUUAAGUGUUGGGAGCAUGUUUAGUGAUGAGCCUCCGAGAUUGUAUGGGAAGGAGAUAAAUAGCUCCAUGUGUGAUCCUUGCACAUUUAAUGGACACCACCCUUAUUUACAUGUACUAAUUCCACAGUUACACAAAGUGAAAAGAAAGUAUAAAGCUAUACACGACACAUCUGUCUCACUUCGGCCAUCCUGCAUGUUAAGUUGCGUUGUCAUACUAGCAAAUGUUGAUUUUAACAAAUUGGGUCAGGUAGUUAAAAUGUGAAUAACUGUCUGUCAGUCAGUUACAGGGAUGUCCUUUCUCAUAGUAUUAUUAUAAUUUAACAGUUUUAGUGGCACCAAAACAAUGUUCAGAAUGUUUCUAGUAGAGAACAAGUCCUGAAAGGGUCUUCACAUGCCCUUUAGUGCUUGUUCUGAAAACUGAUAUUUAGACCACUAUUGACGCACUGGCACUUUUGAGAUGUGGAGUGUCAUACCUCUUAAAACCAACAUGUAUCCUUGCAUUCUGGGAUAUUUUCUGAAAGAUCAAUUGGGGCAUAUGGGACAGUUAGAGAUGGAUGUUUCGUGAUCAAUGAGAUGUUUGAAAGGGUACAAACAGCGGUAUUAUCAAUGAAAGGUCUUCUUUUAACUGAUAUUAGCAGUAGCACAUACAGUCUUUAUGUCAGUACUAUAAUACAUUAUAACACAUGUAAAUUCAAAAUGAUUUUUAACCCUAACAUUUUACAAACAAGUUGCUGUAUUUUGAAACUAAAUUUUGUUAAACAGACAUGAGCUUCCAGAUGACAGCAAGAAGGUCCUCUGUGUGUACUUGUGCACAUAGAUCUCUACAGAGAUGUGAAAAAUUAUGCUUAAUUUAUAAUUAACAGUAUAAUUAACAUCUUUCAAGAUAUACAGCUUACAUUAAAAUUAUAAGUAGCAGUUUUGUUUGACAUCUUUUGGGGUUUUGCUUGAAAACAAGUGGUGGUUUGUGGGUCUCUUGUCUUUAGAAAUAUGUUGCACAUGCAACAUAUCUUCAUAACUACAAGCAAACAGAAAUUUUUCUAGUUUAGUUCACUUUAAGUGGUCAUUAACAAACAUAUCCCUAAUGGCAAGUAGCUUUCCCAGUUUUGGAAUUAGGAAUGCAAAAUGUAAAAAUCUGAAUAGCUAGUGACAAACAAUGAAUAUUUCCACUGUAGGGCAUUCUGAAUUGACAAUCUUGGUACCUUUUUGUUACUUAUAUCUUGCCAUUUUGAGUACUGUCUCUUUAUUGAUAAUUUGACAUUUUACUUGGUUGGUAAGCUAGUCCCAGGGAAGUGUGGUCAUCAUGGGGAGCUAUGAGUGUUGACUGGGAGAAAUACAGGAGGAGGGCAGUAAGCUAGAACAGGUUAAUUAUGCUUUGCAUGCCUAAAUUUCACUAUGAUUGUAGUGGUUAUUUUACAAUACUUUUAUGUUUAAUCUCAUUAGUCCUUUUGUUAUGAACUAUUGAAACCACUAAUUUGCUCAGUGUUUACUUAAAGUAAUAUGUCAAUAAAAAUAUGUUGUGGUGCAAGAUUUUUAAAAUGAACUACUAUUAACUAAUAUAAAUAACCAUACAUACUGUAAGCAGAUAAAGUAUCUUAUUUUCAAGAGGUGUUAUGGGUAGGGAAUGUACUGGUAUACUGAAACAAUAAAUUAAUGUAUGAAAGAAGGUAUGUAACUUUCAACAACUGGCUAUUUUAUGACCAUCAAGUCACGUGUAAAAUUGAAACAAUAUAAUAGUGCAAAACUAGUUAGCUAAUGAGGGGUGGAAUAAAUAAGAAGUAUGAGGUCAUAAGAGAUCAUACAGUUAUCAUAAGUCAGUGGAUGAAAAAAUGUAGUGUCCUUAUUGAAAUAAAGAAGGUAAAAGACAGGAAAGACUUGACUAUGACGUAAAGGAAUAAAUGUGUAUUUAAACUGCAUUGAGCAUAAAAAUGUAUAUAAAUAAGAAGUUAUAUGGGAAGUAGCAAUUCACAUCUAUUUUAGUAAGACUUUUGCAACUUUUUUUCCCCAAGAAUUAUAAAUCAACUGUAGGUGCUUGCUCCUUUAUUGUAGUACAGAACUGAGUCUAUCUUCUUGGCCUGACAUCUGUUAGACUGUAGUUUGAUUAGUUUAUCCUAAUUAAGUUAGGAAUUAUGAUAGAUUCUUUAGAAGUUCUUUUUAUAAAUUGGUUAUCAUAAAAUGUUUGGGGAAAAACUUGUUUGGAUGCAUGUAAAUAUAAAAAGAUUUAACAACUAAAUAAAUCAUAACUGUUGACUAUUAAAAGGAGAGAUACUCUGUUCCUCAAAAUCUGCUGAGUUAUUUACUGUUAUUAUUUGUGUCUAUUCUAUUCUAUGAACUUGACAUUUUUUUCCUUGAAUAUUAAUAGUCUAAUAUUAAGAGAAGUAAAAUGCUUACUUAUAUUAAUAUCAACAAAGAACAAUUGAUCUGCAUACAAGAAACGCAUAUUAGUGAGUCAAAUAAAGAGAGGAUUAACUUUUCUCAGUAUGUGCACAAUUUUCAUUUAAGAGUAAGAGAAGAGGGGUUUUGAACUUGUGGAUGAGAAAUCUAAUUAUGCCCAAAAUUCUGUUAAAAAAAACAGCAACAAUAUGGUAUGUUUUCAUCGGUGAGUCUACAGGUUGUGAACCUUGGUUGAGAGAUACUGGUUUCCUGGUAUGAGUGUCAGGUUAGCAAGGAAGCAUCUUGAUUGAAUACUUAACAUGAAAGGGAGUAUAAUCAUAGGAAGGAAUUUCAAUUCUAUUGUUUUGCAAUCAAAAACUAGUGCUGUUAUAGAGUCUAGAAUAUCAGUUAUGAUGAAAGCCCUCAGAAAUGAGAUGCAAAUGUGAACCCUGAAAGACUUCUCUGUACUAAAGGAAGCUGAUUCUCUAAUUUACUGUCAUUAUUCGCAUGCAUGUGGCGCACAAUCAAGAAAAUGCAAGAUUAUUUCACACAAUCUCUUAAGAUUUAAAAAAAAUUCUGUCGUAUGUCAGAUCAUAAUGCCUUAACACCUACACUGUCAACACUAUAAAAAUAGCUUUAUCAUCAAGAAUACCAUCUUUUAAAACUAAGCAAGAUAGUUUCAAAUCAUGGCUUUUAAUGAAAUAGACAACUUUUUGGAGAAAAUAAACCAUAAUUAAGUGUACUCACCAAUGACCUGGGACUCAUUAAAAUAUGCAUUUAUGGUAGGGUAGUGUCUUGGUAGAAAAUGGAAAAACAAACAGUAGGAAAAUUAAUUAUUGGAUCUACAGAACAAACACACACUUUAAAGGGAAUUUCAAAAAAAAAAAUCUUUACUGACACUAAUGCAAGUUUUGGACUCUUACUAUAAAAAUCUACUUACAUAAAAUAUUUAUUGAAAUUCAAAUGCUCAAAUGUCUCCUUCAUUGAAAUGUUUUAGUCACACCAGUCUUGAAAGCAAAUAAUGAUCCCAUAGUCUGUGCUGCACGUAAAAACGUAUCACUAUUAAAUAUUGACUACAAAAUAUUUAUCUAUUAUGGCAAAUAGAAAGAAGCUUGUUUUAUUUCCAAAAGAUAAGCUCCAGUCAACAAUAAAAGAUAUUAACUGUAAUACAUGCACUAAACAACAACAAACAGGAAUUAGCCCCAAUAAGUUUGACAUAAAACUUUGAUGUUUUUAGUUGGGGUUACUUUACUGAAAAGGUUGGCUUACAAUGAUUUUCUGCAAAAUUUUAGUUCAUUAAGAAUAUUUAUCACAAUAACAAAGCACGUGAAAUUAGGCUCAUAUUUUUCUGAAUCUUAAGAGGCACAAAGUGAGGACGCCACCUUCACUUCUAUUAUUUGCCCUGCCAGUAGAAGUAAUGCCAUCAGCAGUCAGAAUGGAUGCAAACAUUACAAAAAUGGGAAAAUAUAUGUCAAAAUUAUGCUUUUUACUAAUAUUAUUUUAACACUCACCAAAUAGACAAAUCAGCAGUAGAAAUACAAAGAGUAAUUCAGAACUAUGAAAUGUCUCAGGUCUUAUUUAAAAUAAUAAAAAUAAAUAAAUGAAAUAAAUGUAUGAUCUCAAACAAUAGUCAGAAUCCAAACAUGAACAUAGAAGAUAGUUGUGGGAAAGAAAACAAAAAGUUAGAUUACAUAGGAAUCGUAUUAAAAAAACUCAUAGGAGUUAACUAGAGGUACAAAUUCUAGAUGCACUGUAAAAGAAAUAGGUCACUAUUAGCAUGUAGCAAGCAAAUGUAUAUGUUUGAAGAAUGAUUAUAACUUAUGAAAACGAUUUGGCUGCAUGCAAUUUACUCCCACUAAAUCUCAUCUAAAUAACAUCAAUAGAACAUUUUUUAAGAUUUCUGUUGUGUCCAAGGAAACCUAGAGCAACGUAUUUAAACACUGUAUUAGAGCAUGGAAAACUGGAGGUAUUAAAUGACCAGAUUUAGAAACCAGCAAAAGCAGCAUCCUUAACAGUAAUACAUUGUAUCAGUAAUAAUUAUGAAGACAACUGGAAAUAAUUACACCAGUCCUUAUACAAUUAAAUAAAAUGAAGAUUUCAUUGUUCAUGAAAGAAAUUAAAAAUAACACAGAGCUAAUAAUAUGCAACUAUAUACAAUCUAACAUGCAUUCACCAAUGAAGCAAUGUAUGUUAAUAUUUAAAACCAUCUGUAAACUAUUGCUAUGGGUCUUAAAGAUAGUAAAAACUGUUUUAGCUUAUUUAUUCCCCUCUUCAUAUCAGCGUUAUUGUUAAUAAGUUCCAGUUUACUGAAAAUGUGCGAGUGGGAUGAAAGGGUCUUUGUUGUUUGGUACAAUUUCUUCCAAGUUAGAGUUUUAAAAAUCAACAAACUAUGCACAAUCUGAAUUACUUUUUAAAUUUAAAUUGUUGUUCGUUGACCCAAGCAAUUAAAACUUGUGCUGAAGAAUGAUUCUGUAAGGUAAUAAUAAGGAUGUUCCCAAAAUGCUUGACUACAUAUGUUAAAUGGUAUAUGAUAAGAAAUCUUAUUCAUUUAUAUUGUCAGACUUGUAUAAGAUUUUAUUAAUGUACAAAGAGAAAAUAAAUGAAAGAUUAUGGAAAUGUAUGUUACAGAGUAAAAAAAUAAUAUAACUAACAAAAUCAAGGUGCUUGUGCUAAAAUCUAUUAAACCUACAUCAGUAGUGCACUUUUGGAAGAUUUUUACAUGGAAAUAUGUACAUUAAGUUACCGAAAAUACAGGAGGACAGUGCAAUGAGUUGCUAGAGAUGUAAAUUAAACCAUAAAGAAGAUUAUGUAUGAUUGCAUAUCAAGGGAAUUAAAAAAAAAAAAAAAACAAACAAAUAUUAAUGCACUAUAUUGUAACCAAAUUUAUAGUUAUAUAAAUAAUGUGAAAUGAAUUCUCCUGGUGUUGAAAUCCAAUGGCAUAAAGUGUUUAUGCAUUUCUGAAUGGAUUAAAAAUGUUCAAGAAUUUUUA